CUGGGUUUGAAAGUGGGUCGUUUUCGGACGCUCGUAGCGAGUUUCCGCGGUCAAAUUCCUAUCCUUGUUGUUACGCCACUUAGGGUGCAUGAAUAAUGAAGAAAAAUCAACCUAAAAAGACUUCAGGCACUAGUCAAUCCGGUACUGGAAACCCAGUUCACUUGCAUAUACCUGGUGAUACACCGAUUUAUCUACAUGUCAAUAGUAAAACACACGUAUCGCAUAUACCUGAGUCAACGACUCCAAAAACGUCUAGUACCAGUCAGUACCAAGCACCAUGGGUCCCACCACCGGGAAAAACAAGUUCAGGGCAAUACGUAUAUGAUCCAAUACGUCUAAGGGGGAAGUCUAAUGAAAGAAAACGCCGAUCACGUUCUGUGGAAUCUGUCAGUGAUGCUGUACAUCGGGAUUUUGUACAGUUCAAUGAUGACACGGAGUCUGAUAAAGAAUUACAAGAUCAAUAUUCUAAAGAAUUCAUUCCACAUGAUACUAUACCAAUAAAAGAGCAACCAUAUAGUAGUAGUUCUUUGAAACAUAAAGAUACAAUAAAGCCCACAUAUAUUACAGGAAAAUGCAGAGGUUUCGAAGAUAAACUAAAUGAUGGAUCAUUAUUGACAACGGCAGUUUUAGAUGAAUGGAUAAGGGAUUUGGAUAAUGCAUCUAUUCGUAUUGUGAAAUCAGCAAGAAAUAUGGUGGAUUGUUUAGAACAAGUUGCAUAUGAAGGAAGACGUGUUGAUUCACAUGAUAUGUCACUUCUUGUUCAACCACGUGAUGAGUUAUUAUUACAAGCUGAGAUUGCUGGAUGUGCAGGACGAGAACUAUGCCGAUGGGCUACAACUGUCCAACAACAACAAAGUCAAAUUUUAAAUAAUCGUUUAGCUCAGACACAGAAUCGUGAAGCCACUUUAGCAUCUGAAGUUCAACGUUUAACAGAAAAACUGGAUCGAAUGGAAAUUGAUUUAGAAGUAGCACAAAAACAAUUAAAUGAACAACAAAGUGAAAGUUUAAAAUUUAACACAGUACAUGAAUCUUUGGAGUCUGUAAAAAAUCACUUACAGCGUCAAUUGCGUCAACGUGAAGCAGAAUGUAACCGAUUGUCUGUCCAAGUGCGUAAUUUAGAAACUCGUCUAACUGAACAACAAGCACAAAAUCGAGCACGUCUAGAAACAGCUGAAGCUAAUUUAGAACGUAUGCGUGAAACAAAAGAAGCAUUGAAACGAGCUGCCAAAUCACAAAAACGUCGUGCAGAUGAAGCUGAAGAAGCAUAUCGUGAAAUUGCGCAUAAACUUGCUACUCAAGAAUCUAUUAUAGCUGGUUUUCAGACGGAAUUAGAAAACUCAGCUCUUAGAUCUAGAGGUCGUAGUAAAGAACGUCAACUAAUCGAUGUAGGCAUUAUGCAUGAUGAUGAUCAUGAUGGACUAGUAGAUUCCAGUAAAUCUGUUUAUGCAAGUGGUGAUAAGAGUUUAAGAGAGGAAAAUUUUCAAUUACGUGAACUUGCAUUAAAAUGUGAACAACGUUUACAUGCAGCUGAAGAAGAAGUACAACGUUUACGUACAAAUUUAUCAAGUUGUGAAGCAUUAUUAAAUGAUUAUCAUGGUGAUGCUGCAUUACAAGCAAAUCAAUUGCAUAAGCUGAAUGAACGAUUAAAAAAAACUGAAUCUGAUCGAGAACGUAGUCAAAUUCAAUUAGACGAUGUAGAACAACGAUUAAUGGAAGCAGAGAAUCGUAAUCGUAUUCUAGAAAAUGCAUUACAAUCAUCUAAAGAAUCACAAAAAAACAAGCCUAUACCAAAUACUGCAAUCCAUACGAAACAAUCAUUGAAAUUAGGUGAAUCCGAGAAACCAUUACAUUUAGAUGGUGAUGGCGGUGUUACUGGUGGCGGUGAUGGGGGUGGAGGUGGGGGUGAUUAUUAUCCAAGUGAAAAUGGUCAAUUAAAUGAAGGUGCUCAAAAUAAUCUAUCCAAAGAUCAUCAUCAUCAUCCACCUAACAUCACCACUAAUACAAUAAUAAAUAAUGUUUUAAUUCAAGAAUUAAAACGUGAACUAUGUGAAGUACGUAAUGAGAAAAAACAAUUAGAAAUACAUUCAAAUGAUUUACGUGCCCAAUUAAAUCAAACUGAUGCUACAAAUCGUAGUUUACAAGCUUAUUUAACAUUUUUAAAACGUUCCUAUACUAGUGUAUUUCAAUCUGAUAUGAUAAUGAAUCCAGCAUUGAUUAGUGGAAAUCAAUCGAUGAUAACAAAAAAUCUCAAUCAUGAAUGUGUUUAA
This is a messenger RNA of Schistosoma turkestanicum, 2267 nucleotides long. Lineage: Eukaryota; Metazoa; Platyhelminthes; Trematoda; Strigeidida; Schistosomatidae. The record is from the annotation of a GenBank genome assembly.